AGAAGAAAUGAUGUCAGCCGUGGAGCAUCGUUGCUCUUUCGUUCGUGAACUAAUUCGUACAAUAAAUGUCCCAAAGUGUUAUUGUUUGUAUUACGUGUAGGUUAGUUCGCUACUUAAAAUCGUUUUCUAACAGCCACUGGUGUUUACUGUCCAAAGUGUGCGCCGCGAGUGUCUGAAAAAUGUCGAAACACGAUCGAGUGAAAUCGGGUGGCUUUCUGGAUACGUUGCUUGGCCGACCACACAAGAAGCUUGGUCGGCACGGAGGUGGGAGUGGCGUGUACGGGAAUGGGCCGAACAGUGCUGGUGGCGGGAACGUCGGCAGUUAUGGGGGCAGUUACGGCAGCCUCAACGGGGGCCGUCCACUGUCCGGUCCGGAAGCGGACCUUGUGUCCCUGAUCGAACCGAACGAAACGCACCGAUUAAGCGAGGCGGAAGUCAACCGUCUGUUUCUCGAAAUACUCGAGGACAUGAACAUACCGAAGGACAAGCGCGAUCCACUGUUGGGCAAACCGCUGGAGGAGAAGCGCAAGAUGAUCGACAUGCAUGUGAAAGGUAAAAUAUCAUCCGAGCGGGCAAACUCACGCUUCGAGAAACCCUCAGACUAUGUGCAGUACCUACACGAAGGUGACUACUCGAACCGAUCAAGCAAGCUGCUGGCAUGCCUGGAAAGUCUCCGGGUCGCCCUGACCAGCAAUCCCAUCAGCUGGAUCAAGGACUUUGGCGAAGAUGGCAUCAACGAAAUCGUCACACUCUGCCGAUACUGCGCCUCGGGUCCGCGCCGUAUGCCCAAGAUCGAGUACGAAUGUUUACGCUGCUUGAAAGCGAUCCUUAACAAUUCCUGGGGCUUAAACGUUAUUCUAACACCGGAUCAGCACCCGGUUGUGCUGCUACUAGCACAGUGCAUAGAUUCCAGCUACCCACAAACAAGAUGUGAAGCGAUAAAGCUACUGUCCGCGCUUACCCUGCUAAAAGAUCGCAACGGGUACGAGAAGGUGCUGCGAGCGAUCACCAACGUCAGCUCGAUGCGAAAACCCGGCUCCGAACGGUUCCGUCCGAUCGUGGAAGGCCUCUUUCUGGAUAAUGAUCGUAACUACGAGCUUACCUGCAGCACGAUGAUCUUCAUCAACUGUAUCAUCAACUCACCGACCGAAUGUAACUUCCGGUUGCAUCUGCGCUGUGAAAUGAUGCGCGCCGGGCUGUACGAACGGAUCGACCAGCUGUCGGAGAUGGUGGAGAAAAGUGGGAACGAGAAUUUGGUGAACCAUUUCAAAAUUUUCAACUGCUAUCGGGAGGAUGAUUUCGAGGAGUUUAGCAACCGGUUCGACAAUGUUCGGCUCGAGCUGGACGACAUGAACGAUUGUUUCGAUCUGCUAAAGAACCUGGUCGCGGACACAAGCAGCGAACCGUACUUCCUGUCGAUACUGCAGCACCUUCUCUUCAUCCGUGACGACCAUCAGUACCGGCCGGCAUACUUUAAGCUGAUCGAAGAGUGCGUAUCCCAGAUAGUGCUGCACAAGAGUGGGUACGAUCCGAACUUUGAUUGUCGCGAUUUUCACAUCGACACCAGCACACUGUUGGACGAUAUGGCGGAAAAAACGAAGCAGAUGGAAAGCAAAAAGUCGGAAGAUUUUGAAAAACGCAUGACCGAACUACAAACUGCGCGGCAGGAGGCGGAAGCUCGCGUAGCCGCACUUGAGGACCGGCUGAAGGAGAUCGAAGCGACGGGUGUGAUCGUUUCGCCGAAGGGUAAAAGCAAACUACCUCAAAUUAACAUUCCACCGCCACCGCCUGGACUGUUGCCGGGAGGAGGAGGGACGGCCGCACCACCACCACCUCCACCCUGCCCGGGUGCGGUACAGGUGAUGGGGAUCGGUGGUGGAUCAGCACCUCCACCACCGCCACCACCCUUCCCUGGGGCCGCGGGUGGUCCACCACCACCACCACCCAUGCCCGGUGUUGGUGGUGGUCCUCCUCCACCACCUCCUCCCAUGAUGAUGGGUGGAUUCCGGCCACCGGGUAUGCCACCACCCUUCCCCAAUGCCGCUCCGAAACCACUCCCGUACGGACUAAAGCCGAAGAAAAAGUGGGACACCGAUGGUCCGAUGAAGCGUGCUAACUGGAACGGACUCGAUGCUCAGAAGCUCUCGGAGAACUCGUUCUGGGUGCAGGUACAGGAAGAAAAGCUAGCGGAUAAUGACAUUUUCGCACGACUCGCCAUGAAAUUCUCCUCCAAACCAGCCAAACCGGUCGACAAGGAUGCAAACGAUCGACCACAAACGUCCAAGAAAAAUAUCGAUCUACGCGUGCUGGAUGGUAAAGCGGCCCAGAAUCUUUCCAUCCUGCUCGGUGGUUCGUUGAAGCAUCUAUCCUACGAACAGAUACGCACGUGCUUACUACGCUGCGACACGUCCGUACUCAGCCCGAGCGUACUCCAACAACUCAUCCAGUAUCUACCACCACCGGAUCAGCUGAAGCGUCUGCAGGAAAUACGAGCGCGGGGUGAAGAUUUGGCCGGUGCCGAACGGUUCGCCGCGACGAUCAGCGACAUCAAGCGACUCGGCGCACGGUUGCAGAGUCUCAGCUUUAAGAUCAAUCUACCGGACAUGGUGCAGGACGUGAAGCCGGAUAUAGUGGCAGGAACGGCCGCCUGUGAGGAGGUAAAGACGAGCAAAAAGUUUGCCAAGGUACUUGAGCUUAUCCUGCUGCUCGGUAACUACAUGAACUCGGGCUCCAAGAAAGACCCCGCGUACGGGUUCGAGAUGAGCUUCCUGCCGAAGCUGUCGAGCACGAAGGACUACGAGAACAAGCAAACGCUCCUGCACUAUCUGGCCGAGGUGAUCGAGAGUAAGUUCCCGGAGGCGCUUACCUUCUACGAAGACCUCUCGCACGUGGACAAAGCAUCCCGCGUCAGCCUGGACACGGUACAGAAAACGAUGCGUCAAAUGACCAGCUCACUGAAGAACCUCGAAUCCGAUCUGAACAACAACAAGGUGCCGCAAAGUGAGGACGAUCGAUUCCUGGAGGUGAUGGGCCAGUUUGCGAUCGAGUGUCGGACGCAGGUGGAAGUGUUGACGCGGAUGCUCGCCCAGAUGGAAUCGCUCUUUGCCAGCCUGUCCGAGUACUACUGUUUCGAUCCGGCCAAGUACACGAUGGAGGAGUUCUUUACCGACAUUAAAACGUUCAAGGAUGCGUUCGUGCAGGCGCACGCGGACAAUGUGCGGUUGCGCGAGGAGGAAGAGAAGAAACGUCGAGCGCAGGAGGCAAAGGAACGAUCGCAGCGUGAACUGCUCGAACGGCAGCAGCGCAAGGUGGAGCUGAUCAACAUUGAUGCAACGCAAACGCAGGAAGGUGUGAUGGAUAGUUUGCUCGAGGCGUUACAGACCGGUUCAGCGUUUGGGAAUCGGGAGCAAAGGCGACGGCGUGGACCACGGCCAGCAGGGGCGGAACGGCGCGCACAGCUUAAUCGGAGUCGUUCGCGGACGGGCAUCACGGCGAAUGCGUUCUCCAGUCGGGAGAUGCUGUCGGAAUUGCUCGGUCCGGCAUAA
Molecule: messenger RNA, 3545 nt
Organism: Anopheles maculipalpis
Lineage: Eukaryota; Metazoa; Arthropoda; Insecta; Diptera; Culicidae
Gene: dia
Product: protein diaphanous
Exons: 2
Coding region: 180-3545 (1121 amino acids)
Biological process (GO): actin filament polymerization; actin cytoskeleton organization
Cellular component (GO): actin filament; cytoplasm
Molecular function (GO): small GTPase binding; microtubule binding; actin binding
Source: RefSeq, a predicted model, not a curated record